UGGCUCAGCCCUUGAGUUAGGGGCCUGUUUUCUGACUCAAUGAUUGAAAAAGUAGAAAAUGUCUUUACGAAAACCCUGAAACUCCUCAGAAAUCCUGGAUCAGUGUCACUAAAGAACACUUUAAAGGACGUCUGGCUCAUCGUCCUGUCUCUGCUCUUCCCCCCGUAGCUUUCAAACUCCAGAUCCCUGUCUUCCCCACUCAAGAGUAUCUCUUCAUCUCGGAGACUAAAUGCAACUGGACCCGGGGGCUGGCGGGCAUGAAGUGGCUGGGCGAAUCCAAGAACAUGGUAUUAAAUGGCAGACGGCACGGCAGCAAGUUGACCAGCGAGCAGCCGGCGGGCCAGACGCGCUCCUCGCUGCGCCACAGCAAAAGCCACCCGAGGAGCCGCCGAUGUAGCCGCAGGUGCAACGCCGCCAGUCUUGAGGCGGAGCGGCGCUACGUGCCGUCUUCGGGGAUGACCGCCAAGGAGCUGUGCGAGAACGACGACCUGACCACCAGCCUCAUCCUGGACCCCUAUCUGGGCUUCCAGACCCACAAAAUGAACACCAGGUUUCGACCAAUCAAAGGCAGGCAGGAGGAGCUGAAGGAGAUCAUCGAGCGCUUCAAGAAGCACGACAACCUGGAGAAGGCCUUCAGAGCCCUGACGGCGGGGGACUGGUGCCGGAACCUCUUCCUCCACAAGUCCAAAGCCCAGGAGAAGCUCUUCAAGCAGCAUGUGUUCGUCUACCUGCGCAUGUUCGCCACCGACAGCGGCUUUGAGAUCCUCCCUUGCAACCGCUACUCGUCCGAGCAGAACGGCGCCAAGAUCGUGGCCACAAAGGAAUGGAAGAGGAACGACAAGAUCGAGUUCCUGGUGGGCUGCAUCGCCGAGCUGUCGGAGAGCGAGGAGAACAUGCUGCUGCGGCACGGCGAGAACGACUUCAGCGUCAUGUACUCCACGCGCAAGAACUGCGCCCAGCUGUGGCUCGGCCCGGCCGCAUUGUCGUCCGAACUGCAAGGUAGGCGGCGGGCGGCCUGUGGCGGCGAGCCGGGGGGGGCGGCGGCGAGCUGGGCGGCGGGCGGCGGCGAGCCGGGCGGCGGCGGGACGCUAACGGCUGUGACUCUGUUUCAGUUCGUGUCGACGGGCCGGGACACGGCCUGCGUGAAGGUCCUGAGGGACAUCGAGCCGGGAGAGGAGAUCUCCUGUUACUAUGGAGACGGGUUCUUUGGGGAGAGCAACGAGUACUGCGAGUGCUACACCUGUGAAAGACGUGGAACUGGUGCGUUCAAGUCCAAAGCCGGGCUGCCGGUGGAGGUGCCGGUCAUCAACAGCAAGUACGGCCUGCGGGAGACCGACAAGCGGCUGAACCGGCUGAAGAAGCUGGGGGAGGGGCCCCGGGGCUCGGACCGCCACUCGGACCGCCACUCGCCGGGCUCCCACGCCGAGCUGGACUCUCAGGAAAUGCCAAAAACACAUCAGUGUAGGUUUUGCUUCUGUUCUGCUUUUAUUCCGUUCUGCCUCUGUUCUUCUACCGACAGCGUUUCCGCUUUGUCCUCCUCAGCUGCCAGGAAACGGACGCCGCCCUCGGCGCCGUCGCCGGCGUCCUCCGGCCUGAAGUUCAAGAGCCGGACGCCGAGCCGCCCGGCGCUGCCGCCGGCCCUCUCUACCUCAUGCUCCAAACCGGGCCGCGGGGGCAGCAACAGGGUACCAAAGAGACUCCGCUCCCAGCCCAAGCCUUCGCUCAGCAGGGUGCAGCUGCGCAGCCGGCGGCGGGGGGCGGAGCCUAAGGCGGGGGCGGCGCCGUGCCCGCUGGGUCUCAGGGACUCCAAGGUGUCGCUGUGCAAAGGCGACGCCGUCAAGAAGGAGAAGGACGGCGCCGAGCUGGCGCCGCAGACGCCGGCGCAGCGGGGCUGCCUCACCCGGCACGCCGCCCGGGAGAACGGGAGCCUGCCCGCCGCGCCGGGCGCCGCGGGGCCGGGCGCCACCUCGCCGGGCGCCGCCGCACGCCGCUGCGCCGGCUACAGAACUCGCAGGUCCACACGGGCGCUGGGAAAGGACCCGGCCGCCGGCGUCAAGCUGGAGCCGCGGGCCAUGGACGGCCUGAGCCCGGUCCCCGGCGGCGUGGUCAUCAAGACCGAGCCCGCCGACAUGGAGGAGUACCUCCACCACGCCCUGGCGCUGCCGGCGGCGCCGCUGGACGCCGGCGCCGCCCGCAGUGGCUCCUGCUCGGGCCGGAAGCAGCUGACCCGGCUCCGGGCCGACCGGACCAUCAAGCGCGAGGGCUCCAACGGCGAGCCCUUCCCGGGCCACGCCCCCGGCUUCUCGGAGUGCGGCGGCGUGCUGCUGGGCCUCGCCGACCGGCACAGGGACUACGGCGGCGUGGCCAACGGCGCCAAGGCGCUGCGGCGCGACAAGGCCAAGAAGAAGCGGCGCAUCACGCGCUACGACGCCCAGCUCAUCCUGGAGAACAACACGGGCAUCCCCAAGCUGACGCUGCGGCGCCGGCGGGACAGCAGCGGCAGCAAGGCCGCCGACGCCGGCGAGCACGCCGCCGCCGCCGCCGCCUCCUCCUCCAGCAAGAUCAGCAUCAAGUUCAGCAAGGACCACGACCAGGACAAGGCCGGCUCCUACAUCGCCAAGCUGAACAACGGCUUCGGCGCCGGCGUGCACGCCAACGCCACCAAGCUGAAGAUCCAGCUGAAGCGGGAGGACGACGCCCGCCGGGCGCCGCACGCCAAGAUGGAGGCCUACAACGGGGACGCGGCCCAGAGCCUGGAGGCCCGCAACGGCGGCCACCGGACCCAGAAGGUCAUGGCCGAGCCCUCGUCGUCGUCGUCGUCGUCGUCCUCGGAGGAAGAGGAAGAGGAGGAGGAGGACGGCGAGGACGAGGAGGACUACUUUGACAACGAGUUCGAGGACGACUUCAUUCCACUUCCUCCCGCCAAGCGGCUGCGGCUCAUCGUGGGCAAAGACUCCAUAGACAUCGAUAUCUCCUCCAGGAGGAGGGAGGACCAGUCCCUGAGGCUGAACGCCUGA
This is a messenger RNA of Menidia menidia (Atlantic silverside), 3017 nucleotides long. NCBI's taxonomy places the organism in Eukaryota, Metazoa, Chordata, Actinopteri, Atheriniformes, Atherinopsidae. The record is from the annotation of a GenBank genome assembly.